UCCUCAGAAUCCACUUGUACUUCAUUGUGCUCAUAUUUCAAGCGUAGUCAUUAAUUCUUUGAGAAACGUUUUAUAAUGUUGCCUGCGACGUUCAAACUGUGUGCUGGCAUUUCCUACAGGCACAUGAGGAACAUGACAGGUUUGAGGAAGAAUGCAAUGAUUGCAAUCCACCACGAGCUGAACAAGCUUUCUGGUCCGGGUCCAAGUGCUUGGAUCAAGCAUAUCCGAAGAAGGAGCUCCCUGCUAAGCAGCCGCAUUGUAGAGGAGACGUACAGUGAGGCAGAGCAGUGUUACGUGCAGCAGGGACAAGAAGCUCUGCAGAAGUCCAUUAGCAUCCUCGCUGACCAGGACGGCUGGCAAACAGAGAUAGAGAACGCCAAUGGAGAUAAAGUGAUGAGUAAAGUAUUACCAGACGUAGGAAAGGUUUUCAAGCUAGAAGUGCUGCUAGAUCAGCAAACCGAUGAUCUUUAUGAAGAGCUUGUGGAUAACAUGGAACAAAUGGGGGAGUGGAACCCAAACGUCAAACAAGUCAAGAUCCUGCAGAAAAUAGGUGCUGACACUAUGAUCACGCAUGAGGUUUCCGCCGAAACACCUGGGAACGUGGUGGGCCCUAGAGACUUUGUAAGUGUCCGUUGUGCUAAGCGGAGGGGCUCUACGUGCUUCCUAGCCGGGAUGUCCACUCACCAUACUGGAAUGCCUAAGCAGAGAGGAUUUGUACGGGCUGAGAAUGGACCCACCUGCAUUGUGAUGCGACCGAGCGCAGAUGAUCCCAAUAAAACAAAGUUUACCUGGUUGCUCAGUUUAGAUCUGAAGGGUUGGAUCCCAAAGACCAUCAUCAACCGGGUACUUUCUCAGACCCAAGUGGAUUUCGCUAACCACCUCAGACACAGAAUGGCACCCGGUGGAGGUCCGCAAGCACCCAUAGCUUGCUAACAUCCAAGCUGAUACACCUGAAGCCAUAAUAAUGGCCAAACUAUCAAAACCAUUCUUAUCACAGAUUACACUUUUCAUUUCUGCACAAAACUUUACAGGGUCAGCCUCACUGCAAUAUUCUUUCCCAUUUUCUUAUAAAUUAGUUCAAUGGUCUAACAAAAUAUGCUGCUCUUUGUUAGGUCCACAUCAAUGCAUUGUAAGAAAUAACAGUGUUGUUCUGUUAUCAGUGGAUAUUUGUUGCACAAAAUUGUGAUAAAUCAGCAAGGGAUGGCAGGGGUUACUGGGUCAUUGCAAUGGAGUUUAGUAUGAGUUUAGAUUUAUGAAGUAAUGAACUAGUUCCACUGUCAACUCAAAUUUGUGGCUGAUGCUUCCUCAAACUCAGCCAUACUUCUGCAUUUUUCCUGUAAUACACCCCUCCAUGAAAUAUUAUUCUUGAGCUUAUAGUUCCUAUUUCAUUAUUGUUUGUAAAAAGAGAAGUAUUUAUUUUAAAUUAAUAUUAUCGCAUCACCCUGGAACAGGAUGUCUGCUUAAUGAAUAUUCAUUAAAACUAUUCAAAUGAUAAA
Molecule: messenger RNA, 1496 nt
Organism: Triplophysa dalaica
Lineage: Eukaryota; Metazoa; Chordata; Actinopteri; Cypriniformes; Nemacheilidae
Gene: star
Product: steroidogenic acute regulatory protein
Exons: 7
Coding region: 76-933 (285 amino acids)
Biological process (GO): steroid biosynthetic process; regulation of steroid biosynthetic process; intracellular cholesterol transport
Cellular component (GO): mitochondrion; mitochondrial intermembrane space
Molecular function (GO): cholesterol binding; cholesterol transfer activity
Source: RefSeq, a predicted model, not a curated record